CGGCUACAUUGCAAUGUAAACGUACCUUAUACAAACACUUUCCCACAUACAAUACAAUAGCAGAGCAAAGGAACCCCACCCAUAACUGGCUUCCCCUUCUGCUACACAACUACGAAUUUAACAAUUUGAUGGCACAAGGGGAAAAACUGUUCCUGUGCCUAGCCGUUUUUGUGUAUAAAGUCCUGUAGCGAUGUCCAGAUGGAAGUAAAUCAAACAGAUGAUGACUGGGAUGCAAAGGAUCUGCGACAAUUCCCUCUGCUCUCUUCCUAGCCCGGAUAGCAUAAAGUGUCUCUGUUGAAGGCAAACUAGCACCAGUUACCCUUUCUGCAAUUCUUACUGCUCGUUGGAGCCUUUUCUUGUCCAUAUUGGAGGCUGUGGCAUACCAGGCAGUAAUAGAAUUACAGAGAACAGUUUCAAUGAUACUUCUAGAAAAUUGAAUCAACAUUUCCUGGGGCAAAUUAAAUUUUCUUAGUUGACACAAGAAAUACAACCUCUGAUGGGCCUUUUUAAUAAUACUAUUGAUGUUGCCUGACCAAUUUAAGUUUUGAGAAAUUAUAGAGCCCAGGAACUUAAAGGACUCUACUACUACAACCAUGUUGCCAUGGAUGGAAAGUGGCGGCAAGACAGAAGGGUGCCUUCUGAAAUCAAUUACCAUUUCCAAUGUCUUUUGGGCAUUUACCACCAAAUUAUUCCUGCUGCACCACGAAACAAGAUGGUCUACUUCCCGCCUAUAUGCAGAUUCAUCGUCCUCCCGGAUAAGCCCAGUAACUGUUGUAUCAUCUGCAAAUUUCAAGAUCUUAACCGAAUCUUAACAAAGGGUCUGUAGCGUCUUUCAAAUAAGGCUAUUUAUAUUAACAGAACUUUGCACUUAAAUGUUGCUGGAUUUUCAAAAAAUCAUAAAGUGGUGUGAAAAUGUGAAGAGCUUAACUUAAAACUGGAAAAAUGAGAAAUGGAAGUUGAGACUUCCUCAACUCAACAAGGACGGUCCAGCUCUCCCUUGAUGCUCCUUUUGGAUACACAGCAGGCUCCAAAAGAUGCUGGUCAGUUAAGAGGAAGCGGAGAUAGAAAAGGAGGAACUGCUGCUUUCUGAAUCAUUCACGAGGUUUUGCUCUAGAAUCCGCCGCAGAAAACAGACUCCAAUGCAGACCCAUGGAGGAUGGCUUUGGAUUUUGCUGCUCUUUCCCCUGACAGCUCAUCAAGCAGAGGAAUCAGAACAUCCCUCCAAAGAUGACCAAAUAAAACAUCUCCAAGCUAAGUUUGUCAACACGACAUGGCAACAAAAUGAGUCCUUCACGUUGCAGCCAACUUAUAACAGAACAGACCCCUCCAACAGAGACUUGGGUGUCAUCACUACACUGUCUGACCCCGCUGUAAAGAGUAAAACAGAACAUCAAGGCAGAAGGCCGCUGGAGCCAGCCAUCACCAUCCACUCAGUGAAUGGGACCUGCAAUGUCACCUUGAACUGUGUGGUAACAGGAGGGGAAGGAGAGGACGUGACUUACGCCUGGUCGACUUCUGAAAUGGGGACGGUUCUCUCUGAGGAGCCGUUUCUGCACAUCACUCAGAAGCCCCCAGAUCAAACCUGGGAUUACACCUGCACUGUGCACAACAAGGAGAGUCAAAACUCCAGCACCGUUUCCCUGAGAGGUCACUGCCACGAUCCUUCAACUCUCGAUCAAGGAGCACUGACAUCCUUGUACGCUAAGUACUUAGCUCCACUUUUGCUCGUUCUGGUCCUGUUGCUGAUCCUGUUCCUCAUGUACAGAAGGAAGAGAGGAAGAGGAAGCCAUAGCAGGACCGUAUCUAUCAUUGAAUCAUCAGAUUCCGACUUUCCUGCUGCAGAAGAGGCCACACAGCUGAAUCCUGAGGGCUUCAAGCCAAUUCCCGAGGAGCCUCUGGAAAUGGUGCAAGUACAAAGUAUAAAUAAUAACGAAGAGGCUUCAACCACGCAGGCCCACCAGCCAAAUGUGCAGGCAAGAUGUGGACUUCCCUAACCCAGGAGGCCCAUCCAAGUUCCUUUUAUACGGGGCAGGUGAAAAGCUCUUCUUUCCAAUACAUCUUACCAACAUACGGAGCCUUGAUGAUUUUAAUCAUGGCAUGUGUUCAGCUUAAAGUAGGAUUGGAGCCCCCCUUGAGACAUCACAAACACACACACAUGGUUGGGGGAUCAAUCUAUGAGUGCAAGAGGAAGCAUUUACAGUUACGCCUUGGUUUGAGUAUUUUCAGUUUAAGUACUCCGCGGACCCGUCUGGAACAGAUCAAUCCACUUUCCAUUACUUUCAAUGGGAAAGUUCGCUUCAGGUUAAGUACGCUUCAGGUUAAGUACAGACUUCCGGAACCAAUUGUGUUUGUAAACCGAGGUACCACUGUAUUGAACUUUUGAAUGAUUUUUUCAUUCAAGCCAGAUAUUUAUAAACUAGCCAAUGUGCCCACAUUUUUCAAAGAGUCCUCUUUCUUCAGGGACAAAAACACUAAUUUAUUUCCCCCAGCUACUGAAUAUGCUUCUUCAUUCUAGCACACCUUCUCCACUUGCCUGGCAGUGCCAUGGAGUCUGGACAGUAGCCUUCUUCCUGAGGAGACGCAGACCUGCUUUGGCCUUGGCUCAGAAAAGGUUGGCUUGUGGGGGUUGUCAUUGGUCUCGAUGAUUGUACUGGCAGUUAGGUCUGCAGAUAGCCGGUGUUUCUUUUUUAUUGUUGCAUUUUUAUUAUACAUGAACACAAACUAAACAAAUGCAAGUGUAACAACAUCACUGGGGUGGCAUUAUUAAAAUAAAAAUUCAAACACAGUGGAACCUUGGUUCUCGAACGGCUUAGUUAAACGAAUCUGCUCCCGAACACCAAAAACCCGGAAGCAAGUGUUCCAGUUUUCUAACAUUUUUCGGAAGCUGAAUGUCCAAUGCGGCUGUCAGCUAUUGUUUCCGGGGCACCUGCGCCAAUCGGAAGCCGCAACUUGGUUUUCGAACGUUUUGGGAGUCGGACAGACUUCUGGACCGGAUUAAGUUCGAGAACCAAGGUACCACUGUGUUGAAUUUAUUAAAUCCUGCAUUGCAUUGAGAUGAUUCUCAGGGUCCCUUCCAAAUCUGAUUCUACGAUAUACUUUGGUAGUAAGAAUUAGGGAUGGGACGGUGCCCCUCUGUACAUGUAAGUUUAGUGAUUUUUCUUAUUGUGCUUGAUAUUUGCAAAAACCUUGAGUUGAAUAUGGAGGAGAGAAAGGGGACAAACUAAACAUCUCCCUCCACCCCUUCUACCUUUACUACAAUAAUAGUAAAGUUUGUAUAAGAGGGUCCAAACGUUGAUGUCAAUAUACACAUAUUUUUUCCUGUGCAACAGACAUGUACAUAAAUGCAUAUAUAUGAGCUUUAUAUUCCUCAUGCUCACUAUGAGCUGAAGGUAAGUGGGGUUCAGACAAUCCAUAAAUCCCAUUAACACCUAAAAACAGGGGUCCCCAGACUUACCGCUGCUUUGGGCCAGUGCCCGAAGCGCCGAUCCCAUAGCGAGGCAGAGGGCAGGCGAGCGUGUGCCCAUGCACCUGCACACACGCUCUAUCCGGUGCACUUCCGGGUCGCCAGAAAUGGCUUGUGCGCAUGCACACGGGCCUCCUCCGACCCGGAAGUGCACCAGAAAUGACGCACGUGCGUGUGCGCAAGCUAUUUCCGGUCCCCAAGCGACCUGGAAGUGGGUCGCCGUGCCACUAAGAGUGGGCGCCGCCGGGGGCUGGAUAAAUUGGUCCAUUGGGCCGUAGUCUGGGGCCCUCUGCCUUAAAACUAUUUGUGAGGAAUUUACAGCCAGCCCCAGCUCCCACUGCACCUGGUAGCCAGCCCCACACUGGCCACACAUUUGGCACACUUGAGAAGAGGUUCUAUAUGCACAUAGAUGUAUAUGUGGGAUUUCAAAAUCCGUACUCAUGUAGGGGCCCCCUUCUCCCACUUGCUGAGCACGAGACUGGUGCAGUCCUAGGCAUCAGGAACAACCCCCAAGCCAGCCUUCAGGGCAUGGAAACCACAGGAGUGUGUGCUCUUGGGCUCAGGUCCUGCUUACAAGGCUUCCCAGAGGCACAUGGCUGGCCCCUGGGAGAACAGGCUGCUGGCCUAGAUGGGCCACUGACCAGAUCCAGCAAGGCUGAUCUGGCUGGCUAGGUGGGUGUCCCCUUCCUCCCUCACCGCUCCAUGUGCGUCCCUCCCGAAGCUGUGCGCUCGGUGGAAGAAGACGACCGUCCCAGAUAGGAGGAGUGCACCGUUCUUCGGUCAAGGGUAUUCGAUAGCUGCGCUCCCCUGCUAGAACUUCCAAACAAGGCUCCUCUUUGUGUUCUUCAAAUAUUUAGCCAACAGAACAGACGCCCUCUUGGAUUUUAAAAAAUCUGUAUGGGACAUGCUCUUGCAGAGCAAGCAAACAAACCAGUGAGUUCAGUAACAUGGCAUUCAAAGCUGCUCGGAGAUCCUUGCAAUUGCAACCAAGCUAUUAUAAGCACAGUCACUGGAGGGUGUAAAGAUGCGUAGAAGCAGGAAUUAAUUGAAUUUCCAUUGUUUCGUGAGAUAAGCAAUAGAUAAAAAAAGACUAUUUUAAGGCUGAUCCUAAAUUCCUCUAGGGAUAUCUUUUUUUCCAGCUUCAGUAAAUCUGCCAGCAUGGAUGAGAGCUCUUUUCUUUUUCAACUCCUCCCCUCGUGCUUUUGGGUUUUAUAUUAUAAACCUUUUAUUGCUGAUAUUAUCACCAAAAUUACAGUUUAUUUAGCUGAAAAUUUAUUCCUUUCUGCGGGGCAAAACCCCCACAACUCAUCUUUCAGAGCACAGGGCAGAGUAGCACUAGCUUGCACGCUACUAGUACGCAGUGCACAACACCCUCAAUUGCCACAUUUUCAGUACUCAGCCUUCGUCAGCCCUCCAAGAUGUUUUAGACUCCCAUCUCCCAGAACUCCCUGGCAUGAUGGCCAGUUUGUACUAACAGCUGGGAGAGAUAGGAGUUGGGAAUCCAGACUACCUGCAGGGCUCCAGGUCGGCAAAGGUUGAUGUACCCAUGUGCUUGGCUUCAACUGCUGGAAGAGAAUAGAGACAAAUGCCAAAUGCUUUAAUCUGUGGAAGAGGAAAUGAUACGGGUGCCACAGAAUACUCACCCCGCAUUUAUAAGAUACUGAUUUUGUUAUAGGAAUUCGAAACUUUGGAACUCCCCGCCUAUUGACAUCGUGCAGAUCCUUUCCUUUUACUGCGCUCUUUUCAGCGCUUGCAAAGCACUUUCGUUUAGACAAGCCAACCAGAUACAUAGGACGUUUACAUGAGCUUCAAUCCGUUUUUAAUUAGUACUUGACUGUUUUGUGUAGUUGUUUUCAACGAUAAUUUUAUUUUCUUCCUCUUUCAAACUGCUUUGAGGUUUGUCUCCCCCCCCCCUUUUUCUUGCAAGCAAGCAAUGUAUCCAUUUUAUAAAAUAAAACAUCCCUUUUUAAAAAAAGGGGGGAUUCACCCAGCAUUCUGUCUCAGAUAGCAGACACAGCGGACCGAAUAGCGUACUCUGACAGCAGCAAUUGCAGCACAGCCACUGUGCUCAGUGAAGCGACCUUCCAGUCAAUUGCUUUCCUGCUCCACCACCUCAUCCCAGAGAGAUGCACUCUGCCCAUAAUGGCAUUUAAUUAAGCCGUUAAUGUGCUGCAUUUUGCCCUGAGUGACUGCAACAAGAGCAGUCAGCAGAAGCGUUCAGAGCAGCCUGCGGCUUGGGGGGAAAGAGUCGUAGUUUGCUGUUGUGGAUUUUGCAGUAAGAAAAGCUGUAACCAAUUCAAACAAAGGACAAAAUGGCAAAGGAGACUUCCACUCCCAGCCGCUUGCUACCUAAGACUCAGGCCCACUCAGAACCCCAUUUCUAUCACAGUGAUCUUAAUGAUGAAGAAAUCAAUCAGAGACGCCAGUAGUAUGUGUUGCGAAUGGGGAACCUGAAAUGCCAGUUCCAUAACUAAACUCUUUGGAUGGCUCUAGGCAGGUUAUCACCUGCCAGCCUCUUAUCUGUGAAAGUUGAUUUGCGGUGCUGCUGUUAUCAUCCACUCUGCCUCCCGUUUCUCAGCAGAACAGUCCUUGAUAUUUAUCAGGGGUCAGAUUGGAGUUUCCACAUUUAACUUGCAAAGGGGACUUUGGCUGAGCUAGAAACACAUUUCAAAUUCACAUCUCUCCUGUAAAUAUUGGAAAGAGGGGGGUGGGGAAAAAGGAAUUUCAAAAGUUCCAAAAAGUGUUUAUUUUUAUUUAUUUUUUAAAAAAUGUACAGUUUUACUUCCUAGAUUUAUGAAAAAAAACCUUACUAACAUUGCAAUAAUGCUUAGUACCACUGCAAACUGUAAAAACAAAAUUUUAUAUAUUAAAAAACAAUUUUACAUUUUACAAUUUUCUACACGCAUGCACAAGGUUUUUCCAACUCUGUCUUU
Zootoca vivipara (common lizard) is the source of this 6396-nucleotide messenger RNA. RefSeq lists its product as uncharacterized. NCBI's taxonomy places the organism in Eukaryota, Metazoa, Chordata, Lepidosauria, Squamata, Lacertidae. The record is from RefSeq and is a predicted model, not a curated record. Gene Ontology annotation, cellular component: membrane.